Messenger RNA from Paraphaeosphaeria sporulosa, 2258 nucleotides. RefSeq lists its product as uncharacterized. Gene Ontology annotation, molecular function: transcription cis-regulatory region binding; DNA-binding transcription factor activity, RNA polymerase II-specific; zinc ion binding. Gene Ontology annotation, biological process: positive regulation of transcription by RNA polymerase II. The coding region runs from base 206 to 1810 and encodes 534 amino acids. Lineage: Eukaryota; Fungi; Ascomycota; Dothideomycetes; Pleosporales; Didymosphaeriaceae. The record is from RefSeq and is a predicted model, not a curated record. The transcript has 3 exons. Gene Ontology annotation, cellular component: nucleus.
CGUCUGAGGCUACGAGACUAGGACCCCAAUCGGGAUCGAUUCAUGGCCAAGCUUCAGCCCCGCUAGAACAUAAGGCGCUCCGCAGAAGCAAGGCGUCCGACCGAAGCCGGCAACCACGCAAAGAUGUAUGAAUAUAUACAUAUCUCGAAGAGAGUGCGAUGCGAUGGUGGUAUACACGAGUUGCUCAAGAUUCGAUUGAAUUACAAUGGACCAGCAUUGUUGGGGCUGCCGCAAACGAAGAGUUGUGUGUGACUUGGGGAAGCCUGGUUGUGCGAAGUGCAAAAGAGUAGGGGUUGAGUGCCCAGGAUAUGGGAAGCAGAAACCACUACAAUGGCUCGAGGUGGGAAAAGUCAAAUGCAGGGAAAAGAAGAAACGUCCUGGGGUUCUGCUGAGUGCCGCAGAAGAGCUGGAAGAGUCCGAUGAACCCGAAGCGUCGAAUUCCACAACACCUAGAGCAUCGCCGAAAGGAAAGGGACGAGCCCUUUCACCUGUUCCUCAUGGACCGAGAGCUAAAGGACAAUUGAAGGUCGAAGCUGAAGUCGAGGUCUUCGAGGGGAGUGUUCCGAGUCUAGGUAUCAAAGACGAGACGACAGAUAUUGUCCAGGCGGUCUUUUACUAUAACAAGACUUUCUACCCGAACUUACACGACUAUUACCAGAUGUCUCCUUCGUCCUUCGUUGUCCCUGUACCUCCGGAGGUGUUGUACCACAUGCCUGCUGCAAUGCGACACACGAUGGUCACCUUGUCCCUAUGCUAUCAGCUUUACCGGAAAGAGGUUGCUGGAGAAAGCACAUGGCCGAAGAUCCUGGUUCAUCGAGGGAGCGCCAUACAGGACCUGAACAAGACUAUCGGAGAAUGCAGCUUGCAGGUGAGCAAAAAGCAUAUGACAAGGGAGCAGGCUCGUAUGAUUGAUACGAUAAUUGCCUCAGUUAUCGUAUUUGUUUCCGUAGAGGUACUGGUGACGGCACUGGGUGUUUGCGAGGUCCCUAAUCCUGCACAGAUACAGUACUGUGCAUCGAUGGAGUGGCGCCACCACAUAGAGGCCAUGUCAGGGAUGAUAGCAACACGUGGAGGACUGACUUCGCUCUGGCACGACUCGCCGUCCGUUCGGGCAAGCCUGUUACACUUUACUUUGAUUCAGAAUUUUUCUGCGUCAACCAGUCCGGUGACUCCCCAAACGCAACUAAGGCCAUUCAACCAGCUGCUUAGCAUCCCGGAGGAGAUGCACGAGGAGAUUUUUUCUUACUGUCUCUGUCCGUUCCCACUGUUCGAAAGCAUCGCCUUCAUCAACCGGCUGCGUAUUCAGCUUGCACAAGAAAUCACAAAUUCAGCAUCUAGUGCCGAGGCAUUACUUUGGAGGAUUGAGUCGUUCUCUGCUAGUGAUUGGGCUGCUUCUCAAACUGGAUUCGUCGAAACACUAGAGCUUGCGGCAGACAUAUGGCAUUGCGCAGUAUUACUCUACUGCAUGCUGUCCCUGGAAAAGGUCAUGCCCGCGACCGUACCUGCCGGGAAGCUGCAUCGGACCUAUGGCGACAGGUUGCUUCAACUAUUGUCACGGGCGUUAUCCGAGACCUCCCCGGCGCCAAGGGUACCUUACUUCAUCGUCUGGCCUGUCACAGUGGCUGGUGUUGAGGCUGUUAAACGUGGACCUGGAUCCCAGUCACUGGUGGAUGAUUUCCUGACACGGAUGAGUCGGCAGGCCGGUACUUGCUCUGCUUUCAUCGCACAGACAGCCUUGCGAGCUUUUUGGGCAUCCGGUCAGAGUGGCUGGGACAGAUGCUUCUACAAACCAUAUGCAUUGCAGUGUUGAGCGGAGCACACCGCAUCGGCAAUCCCGACUCAAGGCGGAUUUUCCAGUGUGGUAGUACGCGUGACCACCGUCGACAUGCGCGUUGGUGAGGAGAGCAGGUGGCAAACAAUGGCAGAGCUAAGGGACUGGCUAUGCGCCUGGUGCACGCCGAAUAUUGCGGCUGAGGCCCGCAGAAGCGCAGCAAAGUGUCAUCCAGAGAAUGCAGAGAAAGUGCAGAUGCGUGGAACAGUGCUGAGUGGCAAGGAAGGCUUAGACCUUGAGAUGAUCAGUUUACAUGUCCUGAUCGAGAAUAGCGCUUUCUUAUCCUUGCAAACGAUAGCAGCAAAUGAGCGGAGUCGUCACUCACACCAUCCCUGUCUACAGCAUUGGUCACCCGCCCGAGGCGGACCGUCUUUGACUGGAUAGGCCAUCAAGUCAUGCCUUUACAUUUGUAUUAUGUAGUGAGCUC